Molecule: messenger RNA, 1419 nt
Organism: Sporisorium graminicola
Lineage: Eukaryota; Fungi; Basidiomycota; Ustilaginomycetes; Ustilaginales; Ustilaginaceae
Exons: 1
Coding region: 1-1419 (472 amino acids)
Biological process (GO): carbohydrate metabolic process
Cellular component (GO): membrane
Molecular function (GO): chitin deacetylase activity
Source: RefSeq, a predicted model, not a curated record
AUGGUCAAGCUCACCUUCGCUGCUUUGCCACUGGCGCUCGCCGCCAUCGCUACGGCCAAGCCCGACGUUGAGAAGCGUCAAGCCUCUGGAUCCGCUUCUCGAGGCGCCUCAUCGGCGUCGGGCGCUGCCGCUGCUGCCGGCCCUACCUCGACCUUCACCGGAUCUCUCCCUGCUUCCGUCUCGUCCAUCCUUGCGGGUGUCUCUUCCGGAGCUGGUGUCACCACCUCCACCACCUCGCUCUUUACCACCUACGCGGCAGGUGCCAAGAACCCCCAGGUCACCGGCGCACCCGGACUUCCCAACCUCAACUCGAUCCUCCCGUCCAACUUCCCCACGCUCGACGUGACCCCGCCUACCAACUCGCCGCAGGUGCAAAACUGGAUUAAGCAGAUCGACUGGUCCAAGGUGCCCAACGUCACCACCACUGUCGACUCGGCUUCGUGCUCCGGCAACCCCACCAACCUCGCCCAGGCCGGCCCGAACGGCAACUGCUGGUGGACUUGCGGUCAGUGCACCCGCUCUACCGACAUCACCACCUGCCCAGACACCAACACCUGGGGCCUCUCGUACGACGAUGGCCCGUCGCCCUACACGCCUACCUUGCUCCAGUACCUCAGCCAGAACAACCUCAAGUCCACCUUCUUCGUCGUCGGCUCGCGUGUCAUCUCGCGUCCCCAGAUGCUCCAGACCGAGUUUGAGCAGGGUCACCAGAUCUCGGUUCACACCUGGUCGCACCCCCCUCUUACCACGCUCACGAACGAGCAGAUUGUCGCCGAACUUGGCUGGUCCAAGGAGGUAAUUCGCUCUGUGAUCGGCGUCACUCCCAACACCAUGCGUCCUCCUUACGGUGACAUUGACGACCGCGUGCGUGCCAUCUCGCUCCAGAUGGGUCUCACCCCCAUCAUCUGGACCACUCCCCCCGGAGGAGAGCCCUACGACACCAACGACUGGCGCAUCGCUGCCGGUGUCGUGUCGCCUGCCGAGGUGGUGUACAACUUUGAGUCGAUCAUCAAGAACGCCUCGUCGCUCUCCACCGGCUACAUUGUGCUAGCCCACGACCUCUACCAGCAGGCUGUCGACAUUGCCGUCAACAUUGUGCUCCCUGCCGCGCUCCAGAUGAGCCCCAAGCAGAACCUCAUGCCCAUCGUGCAGUGCAUGCAGAAGCAGACCUCAGAUGCCUACAUCGAGACCUACACCAACAGCUCUGGGUCGCUCCCCAACGAAACUGGUUCGUCUGGUACACACAAGCUCACUUCCACAGGCGCCGCUGCCAGCUCAGUUUCUUCGGCUGCCUCAGGCAGCGGCGGCUCGAGUAGUAGCUCUGGCAAAUCGGCCGCUUCGAUUUCGUCGGUUCCCUCCUUUGUGCUUCCCACCACCGUGCUUGGUGCGGUGAUGCUCUUCGUCGGCCUCCUUGUCUGA